Molecule: messenger RNA, 400 nt
Organism: Staurois parvus
Lineage: Eukaryota; Metazoa; Chordata; Amphibia; Anura; Ranidae
Source: the annotation of a GenBank genome assembly
UUAACAAAGAAAACCCCUUCCCAUUUCAUGCUGUCAGCAAUGGCACCACAUGGAAGAAAAAUGUCACAAGGCCUGAGAAAGAAAAUCAUUUCUUUACACAAGAAAGGUGAAGACUACAAGAAGAUCAGCAAAUCUUUACUUAUCAGUCAGAAUACUGUAGCAAAAGUGAUACAAAAAUUUACCAAAGCUGGAACUGCAAUCUUCUCAGAAAGACAUCCAGAUCAUCCAUGGAGGUUAACACCUCAACAGGAGCGUCUUGAUGGUAAGGGUUGAAGAAAAUCGCCAUACAAGUUCACUGCAGUUAGUUAAAGAAGUAGAAAGUCAAACUGGGGUGAUUAUUUCCCAUGACACAAUAUGGCGUACACUACAGAGGAAUGGCAUGCAUGGGUGUCAUCCACGA